This is a messenger RNA of Aspergillus nidulans FGSC A4, 1074 nucleotides long. Its product is annotated as endo-1,4-beta-xylanase. The transcript has a single exon. The coding region runs from base 1 to 1074 and encodes 357 amino acids. The record is from RefSeq and is a predicted model, not a curated record. Lineage: Eukaryota; Fungi; Ascomycota; Eurotiomycetes; Eurotiales; Aspergillaceae. Gene Ontology annotation, biological process: carbohydrate metabolic process; xylan catabolic process. Gene Ontology annotation, molecular function: endo-1,4-beta-xylanase activity; hydrolase activity, hydrolyzing O-glycosyl compounds.
AUGAAAGUGUUCAGAGCCGCAACGUUCAUCACUGUGUUCCUCGCCGCUACAGAUGGAGUAAACGCCAUCACCGAUACCAGGACUAGCCCGCUGAGAAAGGAGGCAGCAGGAAAAGGCAUUCUCAUUGGGUCUGGGGCUAUUAGUCCGACCUAUCUCAAUGAUCCUCAGUUUGCGACUGUCCUUGCUGAGCAGUUCGAGAGCCUCUCUCCCGAGAAUGAGAUGAAGUGGUCAUUCAUCAACCCGACCAAAGGGCACUACAACUGGGAGACAAUCGACCGUCUGGUUGAGUUCGCCGAAGCACACGAUAUGGUAGUUAAAGGCCAUGGGCUCAUCUCGAGCUGCUGCAACCCCGACUACUUAGUCAAUAUCACCAACCCUACGGCAUUCCGUGCUGCAAUGGCGGCGCACUUCAAGGCAGUUAUGCGGCGGUAUCACGGCAAGGUAGAUCGGUGGGAUGUUGUUACGGAAGCCCUGAAGACCCAGGGCGGUGGUCUGCAGACCAACGCCUUCUAUAAGAUCCUCGGUCCUAGCUAUAUUGAUGACGCCUUCCGUAUUGCCCGUGCGGCUGUCCCGGAAGCCAAGCUAUUCAUCAACGAAGCUAUGGUCGAGUCAUUAGCCGGUAAGCGUCAGGAGCUCUACAAUCUGGUCUCUAGACUCGUGGCGAACGGCGUCCCGAUUGACGGAGUUGCCCUGCAGAUGCAUGUCACGGAAGGACUUCCUGUCCAACCAGGUGUAAUCAGGGAAAUGGUCGACUCCUACAAGGCGCUCGGAUUGAAAGUAACAAUCGCUGAAAUGGAUGUCCACACGCUCAACACCACGCUCCAAACCGAAAUCUACAGCACUAUUGUCUCUGAGGCUCUCGAUUCAGGAAUUACCGACAUCAGUUUCUGGGGUUUUACCGACAAGCACGCUUAUACUUGGGUAAAGGGUGCAAAGCCCUUGAUGUUCGACGAGUAUUACAAUCCUAAGGGUGCGUUCUACGCUAUCCACUCUGCUUUAACAAGCUUCAAAGAUGUGGUACCUGGCAAUCAAAGCUGUGCAUAUGCGUCGCCUGGGUCUCUGAAGAAGCAAUAG